This is a messenger RNA of Capsella rubella, 3473 nucleotides long. RefSeq names its product serine/threonine-protein kinase KIPK2. Gene Ontology annotation, cellular component: nucleus; cytoplasm; plasma membrane. Bases 371 to 3271 code for a protein of 966 amino acids. The record is from RefSeq and is a predicted model, not a curated record. The transcript is spliced from 4 exons. Gene Ontology annotation, biological process: protein phosphorylation. Gene Ontology annotation, molecular function: protein serine/threonine kinase activity; ATP binding. Lineage: Eukaryota; Viridiplantae; Streptophyta; Magnoliopsida; Brassicales; Brassicaceae.
UCACAUUUCAACUUUAUCAUCACACUAAACACCAAAAUCCCCGACACAUUUAUACAAACAAAUUUCCAAUUUUUUUCUUCUCACUCUCUCUCUCUAUCCUGUAGAUUCUCUUCAAAGCUCAGGCCUUUAGUCUCUUUAGGGUUCUUUUGGGAGUCUUUAUGAGCUCUUGAAAUGUUAUUUGGGUUCAUCAUUUGAGUCUGGUGUACUCGGAUCUUUAAGAUGAACGGAGGAAGAUGAGUCUCUCACGGUCUUUCAGUAACAAAGUCGUGAUAAAAAUAGCAUGGUUUAAUUUCUCACUACUUGUUUCUGAAUUCUUGGAAUGAUAUCGGUAUGAGGAGCUGUCCACUGUUGUAAACUGUAAGUUAUCACCAUGGGAUCGUUCGUUGGUGCGUGUGAAAUUGUUGAGGAGAAGGAUGUGGUCAGGUUGGCUAAACAUUCUGGCAGAUAUUGUAUGCCACCUUUGGGAUCAAGUAGAGAUAUAGAGCAGCGUCCUGCAUUGAAGUCAGAGUACCAAGGUUCUGUGGAGUAUGACAUUGAUCAGCUUUUCCAGUCUAUAUCUAUAAAACCAUCACCUCGAAGAGUGAUGGGAUCUUCUUUCCAUCGUUUUGAGACUAGCGCAAGUGCUGGUACGAGCAGGAGAACAAGUGCUAGCACGAGCAGGAGCACAAGCCCUUCAAAGAAAGGUGCUAUGAAAAAUCCCUUUCCCAUGGGAACACCUCGAUCACCAAGAGUUGGCCCCUCUGAUUCAAUAUCACUGAAGCAGGCUCUGAGAGAUCUUUGCAUCUCAAAGGCAUCAGAAAUGGCUGCUCAAAAACGUUUAUCAAAAUCUGCAGCUGCAUCUCCGAGGGUUUCUGAAGCAGACAGGAUAAAGAGUCUUUAUAGACAAGUUUUGAAUGAAUCUGCUGGCAGGUCUGGGCUUCCUGUGGACAAGGGUAAAAGCUUGGUUGAAAUAUCUUUGACGCCGGUAGUUGAUAUACCCAGCUCCUCCCAGAGUAUACCUCAGCAGUUUGAUGUCCUUGAGACGGAGCCUUCUAACUCCAUUUCUGAACCAUCUCAAGCUAAAAUCCUUCUCCCUAUAAAUGGAAACAGAUCAGGAUUAAAGAUAGUGAGAUGUCAAAUGUUGGAAACUUCGUUACUGCAUAAGUCCAACAAAUCUGGAUCUUCUCUCAGUUCUAGUAGUGGAGAUUAUGAGCUACAGCUAGAUGAAGAUACGACAUAUAUUCCUCAUGUUGUCAUUGAAGAUAGUUUGGUAGAAAUAGACAAACAUGUUACCUCACUACCUUUGUGUUCUGGCAGCAAAGUUGAUUCUGAAGAGCUAGACAAGAGCAUCGUUUCAUCAGCUACACUGAAAAGUGAGCCAACAAUUCUGAUCUCAGAGCUAAAAGGAAAGUUGGAUAAUGCACCUAGUUCAGGAACCGAGAACGGAAAAUUGGUUAGCAAGGUAACAAAAUAUAUCCCUCGUCCUAAAUUGCGGCCGAAAAGGAAGAUUUUGCUUAAAAGGAAGUUAAAAAUCGCUAUAGCAUCUACUACAAAAAUGGUCGAGAAAGUUGAUACUUCCUUAGAGCCUAGUGCAAGUGAACUUCUGUGCCAGAAAUGUCACUGUGCGUUAAAGAGCAGCAGCACUGAAAACCAUCCGCCCACAAAUACUAAUGGAACUGAGAAAUGCUCAAAUGAUUUGAGCUCUUCCUCAAAAAUUAUCAGUAUAGAAGCAGAUCAAGAAUCACUCGCAAGCCCGCCUCUUAACCGCAUUUUGAAGUGUAAUAAAGAGCCGAAGAAAGAUUCCUCCAAUUCUUGUGAGGUUAGUGAUAGCGAUGAAGCUGUUGUUGUCUUGAAACAAGAAGUGUCUUCAAGCAGUUACAGUGGAAAAGGUGAUGCAGAUGAACAGAUAAGAGAGCAUCCAACUUCCAGUGAGAAGUUUGAAUUCUCGUUGAGCUCAAAGAAUAGCCUAGGCGAUUAUAGCAGCAGCACAAGCAUAAGUGAGGAGAGCCAUCUGAGCAGGUUUAGCUGUGGCAAUAAACCUCACAUGUCUAUGGAUGUGAGAUGGGAAGCAAUUAAGCAUGUGAAGUUGCAGCAUGGCUCUUUAGGACUCCGACAUUUCAACCUUUUGAAAAAGCUUGGAUGUGGAGAUAUCGGAACAGUCUAUCUUGCUGAGCUGGUUGGUACAAACUGCCUGUUUGCUAUAAAGGUCAUGGACAUCGAGUUCUUGGCCCGAAGGAAAAAGACACCAAGGGCACAGGCAGAACGGGCAAUCCUUAAAAUGUUGGACCAUCCUUUUCUGCCUACCUUGUAUGCGCAAUUUACUUCAGAUAAUUUAUCGUGUUUGGUAAUGGAGUAUUGUCCUGGUGGUGAUCUUCAUGUCCUGAGGCAGAAACAGCUCAGCAGGUGUUUUUCCGAACCUGCAGCUAGGUUCUAUGUAGCAGAAAUCCUCCUUGCUCUGGAGUACUUACACAUGCUUGGUGUUAUAUACCGAGAUUUGAAACCAGAGAACAUUCUCGUCCGAGAAGAUGGUCACAUCAUGCUUACAGAUUUUGACCUCUCACUCAGAUGUGCAGUGAACCCGACUCUUCUCAGAUCAACUUCUCCACCUGAGAAAGAUCCUGCAAGGAUGUCGGGUCCAUACAACCCAUCCAAUUGCAUACAACCUCUAUGUAUUGAACCAUCGUGUCGGGUCCCAUGUUUCAGCCCUAGGCUCUUAUCAACCCAAGCUAGAAACCCAAAACCAAAAAGAACGAAAAGGCCAGAUCUUCUGACCCAGCAGUUCAGGUCAUUGCCUCAGCUUGUGGCUGAACCAACCGAAGCAAGAUCAAAUUCGUUUGUGGGAACACACGAGUAUUUGGCCCCGGAGAUCAUCAAAGGAGAAGGACAUGGUGCUGCAGUAGACUGGUGGACAUUCGGGGUCCUUCUCUAUGAGCUUUUAUAUGGAAAGACGCCUUUCAAAGGUUACGACAAUGAGGAGACACUGUCUAAUGUUGUAUACCAGAACCUCAAGUUCCCUGACAGCCCGCUCGUGAGCUUCCAGGCAAAGGAGUUGAUCAGAAGGCUGCUUGUGAAAGAUCCAGAGGGUCGUCUCGGGUCAGAGAAAGGAGCUGCAGAGAUCAAAAGACACCCUUUCUUUAUAGGAUUGAAUUGGGCUCUCAUCCGAUGCGCCAUACCGCCUGAGCUACCAGAUAUCUAUGAGAAUGGUGCAGGAGAAGCAGCUUCUUCUGAAGGAAAUAAUAGGUAUCUUGAAUGUAAAGCCAUCGGAGAUCAUCUCGAGUUCGAGUUGUUUUAGAAGGUAGGAAAGUCAUUAAGGUCUAAGCAGACAGGAAAAUUUUCUCGUUAAGCUAUUAUCUAUUUCUAAGUCUCAUAGGUAAAGUUCUACCUCUCUUCUUUCUUAUUGGCUUACUAUAAUCAAGAAUCUGAAUUGAAAUCGUAAACAGUAAGAGAUAAAUUGGAAACAAUGUAUGAAACAGACAAAUUCGAAUCACACCAAA